GCCGCGGAUCCUGCGCGAGGCGCCAACAAAAGAGGCGAGGAGGUGCCAGCCGGGGGCGGCUGCUGGAAGAGGCGCGGAGGAAGAGCGCGGCGCUGAGCGUCCCGACCCGCCGUGCGUACUUUCUGGAGGGAAGGGGCGGGGGACUCGGCCUCGGGAGGGGGACACCCGGCGGCGAGGGGGUUAGCCAAGUUCCUGCGGCAGCAGCGGCGGCGGCGGCGGCAGCCCUCCUCAGCUUCCACAAGACUUAAGUUUCCUCCAGACGCUUCCGGCCGGCCCGCGCCCUCCGGGCCCAACCUCCCGAACCUUUGGAGCGGGCAGCGUCCCGGCCCAGCUCCGGGGAGACCCGAGCCGCGAUGCCUGGGGGGUGCUCCCGGGGCCCCGCCGCCGGGGACGGGAGGCUGCGGCUGGCACGGCUGGCGCUGGUACUCCUGGGCUGGGUCUCGUCGUCCUCCCUCCCCUCCUCUGCGUCCUCGUCCACCUCCUCGGCGUUCCCGGUCUCCGCGGCGUCCGCCCAGCCCCAGCUGCCGGGCCGAUGCCCCCCGGCGUGCGAGUGCUCCGAGGCGGCGCGCACCGUCAAGUGCGUGAACCGCAACCUGACCGAGGUGCCCGCGGACCUGCCUCCCUACGUGCGCAACCUCUUCCUCACCGGCAAUCAGCUGGCAGUGCUCCCCGCCGGGGCCUUCGCCCGCCGGCCGCCGCUGGCCGAGCUGGCCACGCUCAACCUCAGCGGCAGCCACCUGGAGGAGGUGCGCGCCGGCGCCUUCGCGCAUCUGCCCAGCCUGCGCCAACUCGACCUCAGCCACAACCCGCUGGCCGACCUCAGCCCCUUUGCCUUCUCGGGCGGCAACGCCAGCGUCGCGGCCCCCAGCCCCCUGGUGGAACUGAUCCUGAACCGCAUCGUGCCCCCUGCGGCCGAGCGGCAGAACCGGAGCUUUGAGGGUGCGGUGGCAGCGGCCCUGCGAGCGGGCCAUGCGCUGCGCGGGCUCCGCCGCCUGGAGCUGGUCAGCAACCGCCUCCUCUACCUGCCCCGCGACGUCCUGGCCCAGCUGCCCGGCCUCAGGCACCUGGACCUACGCAACAACUCGCUGGUGAGCCUGACCUAUGUGUCCUUCCGCAACCUGACACACCUCGAAAGCCUCCACCUGGAGAACAAUGCCCUCAAGGUCCUGCACAACGGCACCCUGGCAGAGCUGCAAAGCCUGCCUCACGUCAGGGUCUUCCUGGACGACAAUCCCUGGGUCUGUGACUGCCACAUGGCGGACAUGGUGGCCUGGCUCAAGGAGACAGAGGUAGUGCAGGGCAAAGCCAGGCUCACCUGUGCAUUCCCGGAAAAAAUGAGGAAUCGGGUCCUCUUGGAACUCAACAGCUCCGACCUGGACUGUGACCCUAUCCUUCCUCCAUCCCUGCAGACGUCUUAUGUCUUCCUGGGUAUUGUUUUAGCCCUGAUAGGUGCCAUUUUCCUACUGGUUUUGUAUUUGAACCGCAAAGGGAUAAAAAAGUGGAUGCAUAACAUCAGAGAUGCCUGCAGGGAUCACAUGGAAGGGUAUCAUUACAGAUAUGAAAUCAAUGCGGACCCCAGGUUAACAAACCUCAGUUCUAAUUCGGAUGUCUGAGAACCACGCGAGGACAGAACAAGGACAGCUAUGCAUGAGAUGUAGACUUCAGCUUUUGUCCUGUCCUAGGCUUGCUGCACCACCACUCUCCACUGUAGCUGCCACUGACCUUGACUGAAAGCAGUGAAGGGAAUUUGCUCCCUUAUGUAAAGUUUCUUGGUGUGUUCUGCUACUGUAAGACAAUGGACAACUGUGCUUAGUGUUUUCUCCUCUUCCUUUUCUGGGAAAUCAACACGUCUGGAGGGAUGUUUUCAAGUUUCAGCAUGAACAUGGCCUCCUGGCUGUUUCUCUUAGUACAGUUCAAGGUUAUCAAGUGUACACCCACAGAUAGCAUUCAACAAAAGCUGCCUCAACUUUUUUGAGAAAAAGACGUAUUUCAUAAAUAUCAGUUUUAUUCUCAUGUACCAAAAUUGUGGAGAGAAUGAUUGCAUUCCAUAAACUGCCCGCAGACCUUAGCAAGCUCUUCAAAGUAACUCCAUAGCACACAGGAGCGCCUGCAUCUGAGAGCAUGCUUACAUUUUCCUGUUCUGCAUAUUACAAAAAAUAACUUGCAACUUCAGAUAACUUCUUUGACAAGUUACUUUUUUGAUUGCAGUUUAUAUGAAACUGUGCUGACGUUUUUUUAUAAACUGCAUCGAGAUCCAGCAAACUAAAUUGUU
Lipotes vexillifer (Yangtze River dolphin) is the source of this 2272-nucleotide messenger RNA. It is a transcript of the gene TPBG, whose product is annotated as trophoblast glycoprotein. The record is from RefSeq and is a predicted model, not a curated record. Gene Ontology annotation, biological process: negative regulation of canonical Wnt signaling pathway. The transcript has a single exon. The coding region runs from base 354 to 1613 and encodes 419 amino acids. Gene Ontology annotation, molecular function: protein binding. NCBI's taxonomy places the organism in Eukaryota, Metazoa, Chordata, Mammalia, Artiodactyla, Lipotidae. Gene Ontology annotation, cellular component: plasma membrane.